This is a messenger RNA of Dibothriocephalus latus, 609 nucleotides long. The record is from the annotation of a GenBank genome assembly. NCBI's taxonomy places the organism in Eukaryota, Metazoa, Platyhelminthes, Cestoda, Diphyllobothriidea, Diphyllobothriidae.
AUGUGUACACACGGACAUUGCGAACAUUCGAUUGAGGCGGAAGAUUUUUCUAUAUCGUUCAGUCUGUUCAAGUACAUCGACUUACCUAACCUGCAGUGUCUAAAUGAAUGUUCACCGGGUUCAGGAAAGUUGGUGUUUAAACCCUACGAAGAUAGGAAGCUCCUUUCUCCCUUUGUCGAGAGUGAUGCUGAUGCAGAACUUCUCUUUAAUAUUCCAUUCACUGGUUCAGUGAAAUUGAAAGGAGUAAUUGUUGCGGGAGAAGAUGGUGAAUCACAUCCGAGUCUUAUACGGCUCUAUAAAAAUCGCCCUUUUAUGACAUUCUCCGACGCUGAAGGAGAAGCAGACCAAGAAAUUGAACUUCACACAGAUGUACAAGGCGAAAUUAUGUACCCCUGCAAAGUUACGAAGUUCGCAAACGUCCAUCACUUAAGUAUCCACAUAGCCAGAAAUUUUGGAGCUGAACAGACCAAAAUUCAUUAUAUCGGACUCCGUGGUGACUUUUCAGAAGCCCAGCGCCAGGGCAUUGUUGUAGCAAAUUACGAACUCAAACCCAACAUUUCUGAUCACAAAGCUGACAUUGUAAAUAAAACAACCCACUUUAUCCAAUAA